AUCUUCUCAUUCCACACAAUUUCAGGAAUCGUUGAGUCUAUACCUAUCACUCAUACACUGGUCAUUGAUUGACAGUCUCACUUAGCGGAUUCUCAACUUAAUUUAUACCUUGCUGAGCUCGACUGCUCUAUUUAUAAUGUCGAAGGUGUUCAUCGUGACCGGCGCUAGUCGGGGUCUUGGCCUAGCCGUGGCGCAAAUAUUAAUUCAGGCUUCGCACAAAGUGUUCCUCGUUGCUAGAACGGAGAAGAACUUGCAGCAGUUGAAGACGCAACAUGCUACAUCAGUUGAUUUCAUGGCCGCCGACUUAGCAGACUUGAAGGUUGCUCCAAAAAUCAUCGAUUCAGCUGUAAGAGCCUUUGGCAAGAUAGAUGGGAUCGUCGUGAAUCAUGGAGUCUUGGCUCCAAUCACUAAGAUAUCUGAAUCUAGUGUUGAGGAAUGGAGACACGCCUAUGACAUUAACGUCUUCAGUGCCUUGGCACUUAUCAAAGAAGCUAUCCCUGAACUUCGAAAGUCACAGGGCCGAGUUGUUUUCGUCUCAUCUGGCGCAGCUUUUGGCGCAUAUGCAGGAUGGGGAUCAUAUGGAACCUCCAAAGCAGCUCUUACACACCUCUGUACACAUCUAGCCGUGGAGGAACCUUCUAUCACCAGUGUAGCAAUUUCGCCUGGUAAGGUUGAUACCGAGAUGCAGAGGCAGAUAAGAGAUGACGGCAAAUCCGGGAUGUCACCGGAGAUACACGCCAGUUUUGUAGACGAACAUGAGAGCGGCAAACUUCUAGACCCUAAGAAGCCAGGGAAUGUGAUAGCCAAACUGGUCGAAGGUGCUACCAGUAAUCUCAACGGCAAACACUACCGUUGGAAUGCAGCAGAGCUAGCCAACUUCCAAGGCGCAUGACGCACAAAGCAGAAUAAAAACACUAGUCAUGCAGCAAGUUAGCUAUGGUGGAUAUUCUAUUUGCUGCAUAGGUAAAGGAAAGAGAAGCAUUGCUUCAGCCGAAAGAU
Messenger RNA from Annulohypoxylon truncatum, 999 nucleotides. RefSeq names its product NAD(P)-binding protein. The transcript is spliced from 4 exons. Bases 137 to 892 code for a protein of 251 amino acids. NCBI's taxonomy places the organism in Eukaryota, Fungi, Ascomycota, Sordariomycetes, Xylariales, Hypoxylaceae. The record is from RefSeq and is a predicted model, not a curated record. Gene Ontology annotation, molecular function: oxidoreductase activity, acting on NAD(P)H, oxygen as acceptor. Gene Ontology annotation, cellular component: intracellular anatomical structure.